AUGUCGGAUUUCGAGUCCCAGGUACACCGGGCGGCGGCCAGGCACGCCGAACUCCUGCAGGUCUUAGCCGACACGGAUUAUUCGCCCGCCGCCCUCGAUCAACAGUCCCGUUUCAUUGACAACCUAGACUCGCAGAUCGGCGUCUCCAACCAGAAACUCAAGCUGCUCAACAUGAAGCGCGAGAUGGAACACAAUGAGCUCGACAAGUUCCGCGACAGCCAGGUACGGCGCUUCAUGUACAAGGCGGCUUGCCAGCAGAAUAAGUUUGUCGACAAGGCCGAAAAGGGCGAGCGCCACUACUCCGAGGUAGUGCAAAGGGUGCGUCGAGAGCGCAACAUCAACGCCGACCUCCGGGACCAGAGGAAAGAGGCGGCGUUAUCCAAACGGCAGCUCGAGGCCAUGGCCCAUUUGCACGUCGGCGCGCAGCGGAAACUGGACAAGCUCUACCACUCCAUUUUCUCCGGCUCCACGCCACAUUUUCCCGAGGAAAACGAGGCAAAGCGGCAGUGCAAUCGAAUGGAGGCCGCCUACCACGGCGCCAGGGCCGCGUGGGAGGCUGAGUCGAGCGCCGUGCAGCUGCUGGACAAGGGCGACAGCCUGAUGGACGAGGCGCUCACGCGGAUCCGCGACGCCCUGUCGUACUCGAGGGCGGACAGGUUCGCGGGCGGGGGCGUCUACGACAUGAUGGAGCGGAACCGCGUGGCGCAGGCCGACCAGAUAGUGACCAUGGCGCGGCUGCAGGUGAUGAGGGCGCAAAAGGCGUCGCCGCAGGUCCAGGCGCUGCCGGAGGUGACCAUCAACAACGGCCGUGUGCUGCGUGACGUCGUCUCCGACGACGUGUUUGCCGACCGGGCCUUUCGCAAGGAGCUCAAGCACGCCGCCGUGGAGACGCAGCGCUGCGCCACCGAGCUCAAGGGCGAGCUGGACGCGGCGCGCCGGCGGCAGGGCCAGCUGCAGGCCAAGCUGGACCGGCGGGCGGCCGAGCUCACCGAGGCGCGUGCCGUACUGCAGAAGGCGCGCGAGAGAGUCUUUGAGGCCGUGCUGCUGGGGCGCGAGAGCAUGGAGGGGGGCGAGAAUUGGACGACGGAGGCGGCCGCUGGGCGGAGGCGAGGGGCUGCUGCAAACGACGGCGAGCGAGGGACCGGCAAGGAGCGCGAGGGCAGUGGAGGGACAGGAGGAGACGGGUGA
Molecule: messenger RNA, 1188 nt
Organism: Hirsutella rhossiliensis
Lineage: Eukaryota; Fungi; Ascomycota; Sordariomycetes; Hypocreales; Ophiocordycipitaceae
Exons: 1
Coding region: 1-1188 (395 amino acids)
Source: RefSeq, a predicted model, not a curated record